Molecule: messenger RNA, 3393 nt
Organism: Pestalotiopsis fici W106-1
Lineage: Eukaryota; Fungi; Ascomycota; Sordariomycetes; Amphisphaeriales; Sporocadaceae
Exons: 1
Coding region: 1-3393 (1130 amino acids)
Source: RefSeq, a predicted model, not a curated record
AUGCUUUCUUCAACCGAAACCGUUUUACCGCCUGCGACUCAGAGCGGCGGCGGCGGCCGCGGCCUGUACUUCGAUCCUCCCGCCUUUGACAGCUCAUCCUUGACCAUUAAUUCCACUGGUCGCAAGUCGCUACGAAGACACAAAAAUCUCCCGCACCCGAGAAACCAUAUUAGCAAGACGUUUAGCGCACACAACGCCGCCCAAGCUCCACAGGCCUUCUCUGAAUCCAAACUAUCGUGGUCCGAUUCCAGCUCCCAACUCUCAAGCCCGCCCUCGCAGUCUCGCCGAAGCGGUGUUCCUGAUCUGCCCCCCACGCCGCCAGCACUUCCGCGCACGUCAACCAGCAGCCAGUCGACGACGACCCAUUCUGUUCCGCCAUCCAGUCCGACUUGUGUCGCGACCCCAGUGCAGAGCGCAUCCACACUCUCGGCGGCGAGGAUACUACCGGGCACCCCACCAAACCAAAGAAGCCCACCUACCCCAGAUGUGACGCCACCCCACCAAGCACGUAGACCAAAGGCAUUUCGCCCGCUCCUACUCGCUGAUCGCGCAUUCUCGAAGGCAACCACUGCCGACUCGCGGACUGCAUCAUUCAAAACUGCUAGGGAAGAUCCAUACUCGUCAGACGAAGACAGAAAAUCCAUGUCACGACCUACUGCUGCUUCCAGACAAUCAUCGCAGAACACAGUCCGGCAACCUUCGGGAUCGCAAAAGAGCCAGGCUAGAAGCAUUGGCCUGGGACUAGGACUAGAAUCAGAUGAAAAUCUGACUCCGCGAACUAAGCAAGAAUUCUUCACCUUUGAUGGUGCGUGGGAUACUGGGUCAGCAUCGAAUAAUGAGGUCGAGUUGGAAUGGGACGACAAUCUUAUGAGGAAUGUGACCGUGCGGAAGCGGCGGCGCCAAACGAUCAUGAGCGGAGAACAUGCGUCGAGGGACAAAGGCGCCGAGGUCCUUGAGGACACGACCAUCACCCCAACCAACGCCACCAAGGCUCUCCGAUCCAUGCCUCUGCACGAAGGUUUGCGGGUGUGUUCUUCACCCGUAGGGACCUCUGAUCGCGGACACCGCUGGAAUUCCGCCGCCACGGUAGAAUCUCCCAACCUCAGUGACGUCAGAAGAUUUUCCGGCGUGUCUACCAGGUCAACAAUGUCUACAGUCGUGGAAGCUAUCUUGGUUGAGACGCCUCAUCAAAGGCCUAGAACUUUGCGCCAUGUUAAGAAACACCUGGCUUUACGGGAGUCGAGGUUCGGAUCUUCACCUACAAGCUCUACAACAAACUCUGCAGGCAUAAGCGAGGCAGGCCUGAGGCGCAGGCCUCGUGCGGGAGUCGAGAGUGGCCGGACCGAUAGCUAUGCAUCAUCAGCAACGGUCAAUUCCCUGGCUAGUCGCAAGGCUCGACGCGAUGUCUGGAAGACGGGCGCGAUUCCCGUGGUUGUCAUCCCCAAUCGAAAGACAUCAAUGAAAUCCGCAGGCACUCCAUCGCUGAGAUCUACAAGUAGUCGAAGGUCUCAGAGAAGCAACAGUCUGAGCCCGGUGCCCACGUCGAAGCAACCCAGAGAGAAACAGACGCCGCCUCGUGUUGACCGUGGACCCCAGCGCGGACGGGCGAGAUCCACUUCAGCAUCUGACGCAUCACUUUCUGGCGACCAGCGAACCGCAGACUAUCCUCCAAUUGUACCCCUUCGAACGUCAUCUCUCUCUGCCCCAACAAGUCGCAAUAAUUCUAGAAACAACUCCCGCGCCAACUCGCUUACCGGCUCGCACCCGGGAUCGCUGACUGCGGAAAGCUUGAAGCUCCAUAAUGCCUUGCAAGCAGCACAAGACCAGCAAACGAAGGACCAGCCUCCACCCCCAGUAGCUGUGGAACACGCACCAGAUGUCCCGGAAGUUGAAUACAUCCCCGCUGAGAACGAUCAUCCAGACCCAAACAGGCUGCAACCAACCACUUCCGCGGAGUUACACAAGGAUAAGGACACGCAUGACCACAAAUUAUUGGUUGAUCAUAAUGGCGAUCCUUUCUUUGGCAAACGGCUUACAACCCACAAUACACCAUUCUCCAUUGCUUCGAUUGAAACAGCCGGUACACAUCAUUCUGCUGCUGAGGUUUCGGAAGCUCUGGCGGUGAACAUCUACCCGCACAAGAACCAAUCCCUGCUUGUGGUCAACCACCUGUCCAAAGCGUUUGAAGCAAACGAACCGCAGGAAGAGAAGCAUAAUGGUACAGAUGCAAUUGAAAAGAAACCUGUAACCGCACCUGAGGGACCUAGUAUCACCACAACUGGUCCUAAUGGUGAACCUGUCACACCUCCCCAACCCGACUUCUCCCUGAAUGACGUGGAUUCUCCGCUUAGAAAUCCACGAGCACCUCCCGAGCCUCCUGCAAUCAAAUUGACACCGGCUACACCUUCUGGUCUUACUCCAGCAGCCGACAAGAUGAAGAUGAUGGGCAACUAUUUUGAGAGCACCAAUGUCGAGAGAAAGCCCUCGCUCGUUAGACGGGCUUUCAGCCUGCGCAAGAACUCAGACACUGGCAUCCUCCGACAAAAGAUUCUGUCACGAACCCUGUCGCUCACCAGAAAUGUUCGCAAGGAGACGGCUGAAAAUCCGGCCAUGGAGCAUGGGGCAGAUGCGAUUCGACACCAGUAUCCAACGAUUGAGGAUCCACCGGCUGAGGAGGAGAAACUCCAUCCGUUCUGGCGCCCAGCAUCUCUGCAACUUCAUUUUGAUCCCGAGCAAGAAGACUGGGUCCACGACAUUCCUGGUCAGGAUGACGAAGGGUAUCGCUAUCCUGCGCCAGACUCACCUCGACCGCCACCACCUCGGCGCUCCUUGUCUGCACGUAUGAAGCAUACCUUUGCCAUUUUGCCAAUUACUAGUGACGACCACUAUACUUCGUCCGAUGACCGUGGUCCAGAACGACGCACGAUCCAGCGGACUACAAGCGGUAAUCUGCGCGUCACGCGCCAACGGGACACCACCACGACGGGCCAAGACCAGUCACCUUCCCAGCGGCGCCGUCGUCACACAGACGCGGGGCAAGACCAAGAACGACCUUCAACGGCCCCGACUGCUCGCCACGGACAUCGCGCCUGGGGUGAAGAGAAGCGUGUUGAUGCAAAUGGGCACCGCUUCUUCCCAGGGUGGCAGGAUAAGAUAGGACAGAUUGGCAUCCAGGGUCUCCAACGCCGCUUCAGUGAAAAGCGGAGGCUCAAACGUAGCGAGGAGCUCAGGCAGAAGAUCAGCGGCCCACGCGAAGUCAGAGAUGACCUGGGUGAGGUCAUCAAACGGCACAGCUACAAGGGUCCAAGCUACCAGACUGGAUAUGUCCGUUCUUCCAACCGAGUUGAAGAUGACGGCACUGCACGAGCACCAAGGGUCCAAGUCCAGGUCUAG